AUGGGAAAUCUAUACAUCGAUUUCCAGUCAGAUAAGCGGCAGGAGGACGCACGAUUGCUGUUUACGUGCAGCGAUCAGAACGAAUUCCAAAAUUUAUCCCCCGAAGUGUCUGGGGCCUUAGCACGUUUAUGGCAAGAUCAAGGAGUUCGAGAAUGCUUCAAUCGAUCGGGAGAAUAUCAGUUAAAUGACUCAGCAGAAUACUAUUUUAAUUCACUGCAUCGAAUCAGUGCAGAGGACUACGUUCCGACGCUUCAGGAUGUCUUAAGAACGAGAACCAAAACCACUGGCAUAGCAGAAAUGCGUUUUACUUACAAAAGUUUGAACUUCAGGUUGCUUGAAUUGGGUGGUCAAAGGUCAGAACGGACGAAGUGGAUACAAUGCUUUGAAGGGGUAACUGCCACCAUCUUCGUAGCUGCGUUGAGUGAAUACGACAUGGCUCUGACGGAGCGCCAAUACACGACCCGUAUGGAGGAAUCCAUACAUAUGUUUGGUUCCAUCUGCAACAACAUCUGGUUCAGGGAGACCAGUACGCUUCUGUUCCUCAACAAAAUGGAUUUAUUCAUGGAAAAAAUUGGUCGGUCACCGCUGAACAAAUAUUUUCCAGCAUACAAUGGUGAGAACACCUAUGAGGAAGCCAGUGAAUACAUACGGCACACAUUCGAGUCAAUCAACAGCUACGCAGCAGAAAAGGAGAUCUACACACACUUCACUUGCGCUACGGACACUACAAACAUUCAGUUCGUAUUCGAGUCAGUUACCGAUAUGAUCAUCAGAAACAAUCUAAGAUGGAGCGGGCUCUUAUAG
Dicrocoelium dendriticum is the source of this 804-nucleotide messenger RNA. The record is from the annotation of a GenBank genome assembly. NCBI's taxonomy places the organism in Eukaryota, Metazoa, Platyhelminthes, Trematoda, Plagiorchiida, Dicrocoeliidae.